Lutzomyia longipalpis is the source of this 1739-nucleotide messenger RNA. RefSeq names its product RNA-splicing ligase RtcB homolog (gene RtcB). Gene Ontology annotation, cellular component: nucleus; tRNA-splicing ligase complex. The record is from RefSeq and is a predicted model, not a curated record. NCBI's taxonomy places the organism in Eukaryota, Metazoa, Arthropoda, Insecta, Diptera, Psychodidae. Bases 150 to 1670 code for a protein of 506 amino acids. The transcript has 2 exons. Gene Ontology annotation, molecular function: RNA ligase (ATP) activity. Gene Ontology annotation, biological process: tRNA splicing, via endonucleolytic cleavage and ligation.
GUGCUACGAUUGUUUUCAGUAUUUUUAUUUUGCCGCAUAUAAAAGAGGUUAAUUUCACAAUUUUAGCUCAUUUUUCGAGUGUUUUUGUACCUGUAAAGUGCUGGUGACUAAUUGCUGGGAAUUGAAAAGAUUAUAAUCCUUGUUCCAAGAUGGUCGUGCGUCCGUAUGACGAGGAGUUGAAGUACAUUGAGAAGAUCAGCCCAACAUGCUAUCGCAUCAAGAAGGGUUUCCAGCCCAAUAUGAACGUCGAAGGGUGCUUCUACGUCAAUAGUGCCCUCGAGAAGCUGAUGUUCGAGGAGCUACGCAAUGCCUGCAGACCCGGACAGACGGGAGGUUUCCUGCCGGGUGUUAAGCAAAUUGCCAACGUUGCGGCACUUCCGGGAAUCGUGGGACGCUCAAUUGGGCUUCCGGACAUUCACUCAGGCUAUGGAUUUGCAAUUGGGAACAUGGCAGCCUUCGAUAUGGAUGACCCCAAUGCCAUUGUGUCUCCAGGAGGUGUGGGCUUUGACAUUAAUUGCGGUGUUCGACUGCUGAGGACGAAUCUCUUUGAGAAGGACGUGAAGCCGGUGCAGGAGAAGUUGGCACAGAGUCUCUUUGAUCACAUCCCCGUGGGUGUGGGUUCUAAGGGAAUAAUCCCCAUGAAUGCGAGAGAUUUGGAGGAAGCACUGGAAAUGGGAAUGGAUUGGUCACUACGGGAGGGAUAUGUGUGGGCUGAGGAUAAGGAACAUUGCGAGGAAUACGGGCGAAUGCUCAAUGCAGAUCCCUCCAAAGUCAGCAUGAGGGCAAAGAAGCGAGGACUUCCUCAGUUGGGAACACUCGGAGCUGGCAAUCACUACUGUGAGAUUCAAGUUGUAGAUGAGAUUUAUGAUAACUCAGCUGCCAGCAAGAUGGGAAUUGAGAAAACUGGCCAAGUGUGUGUGAUGAUUCACUCAGGAAGUCGAGGAUUUGGUCAUCAGGUCGCCACGGAUGCCCUCGUGGAGAUGGAGAAGGCAAUGAAGCGUGAUAAGAUUGAGACGAAUGACCGGCAGCUGGCGUGUGCCAGGAUAAACAGCCCUGAAGGGCAGAAUUACCUCAAAGCCAUGGCGGCAGCGGCAAACUUUGCCUGGGUCAAUCGCAGCUCCAUGACCUUCCUCACGCGGCAGGCUUUUGCGAAGCAAUUCCACACUACUCCGGAUGAUCUGGAUAUGCACGUCAUCUACGAUGUGUCCCACAAUAUAGCCAAGAUGGAGGAGCACAUUGUCGAUGGGAAGCAGAAGCGUCUCCUUGUUCAUCGAAAGGGCUCCACGAGGGCUUUCCCACCACACCAUCCCCUGAUUCCCGUGGACUACCAGCUCACAGGGCAGCCUGUUCUUAUUGGGGGCACAAUGGGAACCUGCAGCUACGUUCUAACAGGAACGGAGCAGGGUAUGCAGGAAACCUUCGGAUCAACUUGUCACGGAGCUGGACGAGCUCUCUCCCGUGCCAAGUCAAGGAGGAACUUGGACUACAUGGAUGUACUCAAUAAAUUGAACGAAAUGGGAAUUUCAAUUCGCGUGGCUUCUCCAAAGCUGGUCAUGGAGGAGGCUCCGGAAUCCUACAAGAAUGUAACCGACGUAGUGGAUACAUGCCAUGCUGCUGGGAUCAGCAAGAAGACCUUCAAGCUACGUCCAAUUGCCGUGAUCAAGGGUUGAUCCCAUUGUAAUCCCAACAUUAUUUAUUAUGAUGAAAUAAAUUUUUUUAUUCAGCGAAAGCUGCUUUAA